This is a messenger RNA of Penaeus chinensis, 1469 nucleotides long. RefSeq lists its product as uncharacterized. The transcript is spliced from 9 exons. Bases 72 to 1157 code for a protein of 361 amino acids. The record is from RefSeq and is a predicted model, not a curated record. NCBI's taxonomy places the organism in Eukaryota, Metazoa, Arthropoda, Malacostraca, Decapoda, Penaeidae.
AGAGGAGAUCUGAGGAACUACAACAACGGCUACGUAUUUGUCAUUUGUUUAUCUUCUUAGAAGCCAACGCCAUGAUCUUCGUGCGCUUAUCGUACUUCCUUCUAAUUCUUGGGUUGAGCUCAGGACUCAUGGUGGGGCCCGUCCGCCUCGCCCACAGGAAGCGCUACAUAUCCUACGAAGAAGGCCCUUCGCCCGACAACAGCCUCUUGGAGUGUCAUCACACGCUGGAGGGCGACGAGGAGAUACAGGAAGUCUUCUGGUAUCUGUAUAAAGGGGAGGAGAGAGUAGGAGAUUUCAGGUGGAGUCCUGAGGGAGGCGGUGCAGCCACGGGUCUCCUCGAGGACCACGUCAACCUCGAUCGCACCGACGGGAACCUCGAACUCACGACACUCGCCUACGAACUCGAAGGAAAGUACUCCUGCGGCAUCGCGACCACCGAUGGACAGGUUUCGGAGACGGCCGCGUGGGAGGUGCUCAUCAUUCACAAGACAUCGAACCGGAUCGACAACGAACUCUCCGGCGAUAUUGCCACGUGUACGAUCCGCAGCAGCCUGACAGUCUACGCCGUGUAUCCGGAGCCGACAGUGCACAGCGGCUUGUACUCGGCGGAAAGGGGCGGGUUCUUCGACCAGGUCACGCCCCUCGAGUGGCAUAAGAUCGUCUACGAUAACCAGUCCGUUGCUUAUUCGUACCAUGAGAAGAUCUUCCAGGUAGAUGAGGACACUCCCCUUGACACCGUGUUCCUGACAACAGUGGGCGUGACCAAGAGUGACAACAAUUACAUUUCUCUCGAGACCAAAAGAUCCUUUGACCAGACGUGGCAAGAGCGCGGGUGUGCUCCCUUGAGGACUCAGGAAUACCAGGUGGUUCACUACAGCACUGACCGAACCACCUGUCGGGGCAAGAGGAUGCCAUCUGGACAGGAUCCCCUCACGGCUAGGGUGAGCUGCGAGGAAGGGCACCGAGCAGAAGGGAACGUCAACGAGACCAAACUCACCUGCGACGAGAGGACGUGGUCGUGGGUGGCCGUCACGGGGAUGCCGCGCCACCGAGACCUGCACUGCGUGUUAGACGAAUCAAACUCUGCCCUUUCGCCGAGAGUUCAAGUAUCGGUGUUGGUUGUCACUGUCAUGCUACUUGUUCGUCUUUUCCAGUGAUAAUCUUUGUCAUUGCUGAACAGUCAGUGAUCUACAGGUCAAAUAGUUUGUCUUUUGAUUACAGUGACUUUUAUGUUUUGUUAAGAUAACUGAUCGAAGGAUUUGUAAUGCAGUCUAUAUUCGAUGUUAAAACUGAUUUUUUUUUUUUUUUUUUGAUCGGUCAGUUCAAAAGUUUGUGUAAAUAGAUAAAAAUUUUAUAUCUCUUUCAUUGAAGAGAUGUGGAAUUACUGAUUUAUUAAGUAAUGUUUACUUACUAUCAUCAUUGUAUUUUUGUUUGUUGUUUGGUUUGGUUGUAUAAACCUUUAGAUUAUA